CCGGGCUUAAAUGCAGCACACCGGAGCCUGUCACCGCUGUGUGGAAGGAGGCCCCGCGUCCGCGGUGGCACCGGAGGUCCCCGAGGGGUCUGGUGGCACGGUUUGGGCAGUGCGGGGAGGUACAGGGAGGCGGGGUUGAAGUGAGGGGUGGCUGCUGCGCGUUCGUGAUUUAUUCCCUUCGACUCAGGCCUUCACGAUGAGGAUGAUCGAGAGCGUUGACUCCGUGGUCGCCAGGUCCGGUGAAGACCUCUGGGCUGAGAUCUGCUCAUGCCUGCCCCAUCCUGAGCAGAAGGAUGCCAGCGAGGCUUUCACAGACUCCUUCAUGGAUUCCUACCCCAACGGAGGCGGCCAGGGCAGCGGAUCCAGUGGCUCUUCCCAAACGAACCCGAGGCCCUGGGCACCCUUGCAUGAUUCAGAGGUGUAUCUGGCAUCCCUAGAGCGAAGACUGAUGAGAAUCAAAGGCUUGUCUCAGGAGGUGACCUCUAAGGACAUGCUGCGCACUCUCUCCCAGGCUAAGAAGGAAUGUUGGGACAGGUUCCUGCAGGAGAAGUUUGAGUCGGAAUUCUAUGUAGAGGGGCACGACUCUGAUGAGAGCACACUGGAACAUCUGAAGCGAUGGCUGCAGCCCGAUAAAGUGGCCAUCAACACGGAGGAGGUGCAGUACCUCAUCCCUCCGGAGCCGCAGCCGGAGAAGCAGGAGAGUGAGGAGGACCCUCCAGCUGCAGAGCAGUGAGAUACACACCAGCCACACACAGAGCUCCUGCUCUGACCCUGCUGAAGUUGUACCCAGUGAUAGCGAUAACAGGAGAAGGGGGGAAAGUGCCAAUUAUCAGUCAUUUAAAUAACCCCAGCACUCAAACCCCAGCUCUGGCCCUGCGGAGGCAGUGACCACCCCUUGUUACGGUCAGGAGUGGGAGGCCUGUGCCACAGUGUACACAGAACUGAAUCUUUCUUACUCUGAUCUUCUGCCAGCCUGCAGCAAUCAAUCAUUCCAGUCUGAAUUGGUUGUGAUUCACCAGGAGACAUAUUAAACAAAAGCAAAGCAGUUGUUCAGAAGCAUCAGAAAACAUAAUGGUCCAGAACAGAAUAGCUCAAGCCACUGAGCUGUUUUGUCUUGUACCUUUUAAAUUACUCAGUUGGGCAGUGUGUUUCCUUUCUUGCAAGUCCAUUGUGGUGUUUCCCAUAGAUCUUCACUCUUUAAGCCUCAGCUGGCCUGGAGCUGUGCCUGGAGGAAGACAGAUACUUUUCACCUACAGGAAUUUGGAACCCUAGAGGAAGCUAUUGUUGCAUUGAAAGUGUCAUCGACAUUGUUGACAUUGUUGUGCCUGUUCAACAUUCCUCUCUAUGUAAACCCCCACCCACCACAUCCCGUUUUACCAGCCAAGCUCUGUAUUGCAGAACAGAUUGGAAGGGGGGUGGUUUUUUUCUCUUGUUGAUUGUUUUGUACUUGUUCUUUAUCUCCUUCAGCCUCUCCAAAAGAGGGUCAGGUGAGAUUCAGUAUUAAGAAACCACAAGUGAUAACCAGGGAAGCUGCCAAUACCUUGUUUGCAUCACAGACUUGUGUAGAAUUACCUGUCUUUAAAUAUAUUCUUCUAUUUCAUUGGGUUUCAUCCUGUUUAACCCCGCAGGGUAUUACUGUCCGCUGCUAAUCAAAGACUCUGUAAUCACG
This is a messenger RNA of Pezoporus flaviventris, 1669 nucleotides long. It is a transcript of the gene CCDC32, whose product is annotated as coiled-coil domain containing 32. Lineage: Eukaryota; Metazoa; Chordata; Aves; Psittaciformes; Psittacidae. The transcript is spliced from 3 exons. The coding region runs from base 197 to 733 and encodes 178 amino acids. Gene Ontology annotation, biological process: cilium organization. The record is from RefSeq and is a predicted model, not a curated record.